Molecule: messenger RNA, 3072 nt
Organism: Lizanozyma spartinae
Lineage: Eukaryota; Fungi; Ascomycota; Pichiomycetes; Serinales; Debaryomycetaceae
Gene: MSH3
Product: mismatch repair protein
Exons: 1
Coding region: 1-3072 (1023 amino acids)
Biological process (GO): mismatch repair
Cellular component (GO): nucleus; MutSalpha complex
Molecular function (GO): ATP binding; ATP-dependent DNA damage sensor activity; mismatched DNA binding
Source: RefSeq, a predicted model, not a curated record
AUGACUAAGAAGGUACAAGCUUCGAUCAGUAGGUUCUUCACUGCUGCGCCUCAGAAGAAGCGAACAUUUGAAGAGGUUUCACAGGCACAUCAAGUGGUCAAGAAUAAUGAGACUAACAAUGGAAAAGUACCUAGGAAGAGACUACAAAACUUCACGUUUACAAAGUCAUCAGGGGUGUGCAAAAAUGAUAGAAGUAAUGAUAAUGAAGACGAUAGUGUAACUGAAUUGAGUGGCAAAGAGAACGCACUUGUUGCUGAGAAGAAGAAAAAAGAACUCACUACAACCAAACUGUCUAAUUCUAAGAGACCAAGCAAGCAGAAGAUUACGUAUACUCCAUUGGAAACACAGAUUAGGGAUUUCAAGGAUGCUCAUCCAGAUAAAUUACUUUUAUUCCAAGUAGGAUAUAAGUAUAAACUAUUUGGUAAAGAUGGUGAAGCUGGGUCUAAGAUCUUGAAUGUAAUGUAUGUGCCUAAUCGAGAGAAACCCGAGUUCUCUUAUUGUACGUUUCCUGAUUUCAAAUUGCAUAUUAACAUCAAGCGAAUACUUACUCAUGGACAUAAGAUUGGAGUGAUCAAGCAAAUGGAAUCUGCAGCUAUUAAGGCCGUUAAUAAGCAACUGUCUCUGGAUAAUGUGAUGAAACGACAAUUAACAGGGAUAUACACUUCUGGUACAUAUAUGGAUGAUGAGUACAUUCAUAAUGGUGGUGAUAUUUCUCUUGCUGGAGAAGAAAACCAUUCAUAUAUAGUUUGCAUUGUUGAAGAUGAAGUUGACAGUAAUUCCAUUGGAAUUGUUGCCGUACAGCCAUUGACGGGUGAUAUUAUUUGGGAUUACUUUGAAGACUCCUUUUCAAGACAUCAGUUACAAACUCGGUUAUCAGUGAUAAAAAUCAGUGAUCUACUAAUAAUCAAUAGUUCAGAAAAAGUGUCUCAUGAUACGCUGAGAGUGUUACAACUGCUAGGAGGGAUAAGCUUGAACGAAAUCAAGACGGUUGCUGUGAAACCAGAAGUACAACUCAGAGAAGAGAUUGCUAAUUACUUUGAUACUUUAGAUGAACAACAUGGAGGUUCCUUCAAGCAUUUGGAGAAUUAUUAUCUGGUUAAUUUCCCGUUACCAAUACAACGAUGUAUUAACGAACUUAUUCAAUAUUUAAAUGAGUUUAAACUUAGCAGCUUGUUCACAAAGACUGAUAACAUUUCCAAGUUCACUGACCCAAAAAAGUAUAUGACAUUACCAGGGAAUGUCUUGAGUGCAUUAGACAUAUUUGUCAACUCAUCUAAUCCAAAUAGUGAGAAAGGCACUUUAGUAUGGCUUCUUGAUCAUACCAGAACUAGGUUUGGAUCUCGGAAAUUGCAUAAAUGGAUAUCGCAACCUUUGAUUGACCCUAUCGUUAUAGAGCAAAGAUCUUCUGCAAUUGAAUGCUUAGCGUCUGGGUUUGAUUCAUUGGUUGAUGUAUUCAAAAAUUUUCUAGAAAAAAUAGGAAAGACUUAUGAUCUUGAUGAGUUACUUAUAAAAACUCAUUACUCUUCUGUGUAUGAAUCAGGAAAGAUAAGUCGUCAAGAUAUUUAUCACAUGUUGAGAUGCUUCCAGGAUAUUUUGGAUAUGGUGGAACGGUUCAGGAACCAUAUAGAAAAACGUCCAUUUAAAUCAGAAAUGGUAACACAGUUAUUCGAUCAAUUAUUGCAAUCAUCAUCAAAUGAUUGUGUUACUAAGUUACUUGAAAAAAUUAAUAAGGCAUUCUUGGGGAUUGAGAAUAAGAGCAUUAAUGAGAUUAAGGUCAAUUUCUUUGAUUUAGAUAAUGCAUCUUAUCCUGAAAUAGAGCAUGAACAAUUGAAAAUUGAGGAAUGUGAACAAAUUUUGGAUGAUGAAUUAGAAGGCAUUCGGAAGUUAUUGGGAAGGUCAACUAUGGAAUAUGUUACUAAUAAGAAUGACAGGUACUUGAUUGAAGUUCGAAAUGGAAAACAAGUGGAUGCCCUUCCAAAGGAUUGGGUCAAAAUUAGUGGUACUACUACAGUUUCUAGGUUCCGGUCUCCAGAAAUAACCAAUGCUUUCAAGUUGUUGCAAUAUCAUCAAGAAUUAUUAUACCAGAGAUGUGAUGAAGCCUAUUUGGGAUUUUUAAAAGAGAUCGAUCAACAAUAUACUUUCCUUACUCGAAUAGUUGAUAUUCUUGGAAAUAUCGAUUGUCUACUUUCCUUAACGGCUGCAAGCGUACUUGGUCAAGAGUAUGUCAAACCCGUCAUAAACCCUGAUAGUCAGCUUAUAAAGGCCAAAAGGUCUCGAAACCCUAUUAUUGAGAAUCUCAAGCAUAAUAAGGCUGGUUAUGUGGCUAAUGAUGUAGAUAUCGAUUAUGAUGGUAAUAGAGUUUUGAUUAUUACUGGGCCUAAUAUGGGAGGAAAAUCUUCUUAUGUCAAGCAAAUUGCUCUCUUGGUGAUUAUGGCUCAAAUAGGAUGUUAUUUACCAUGUGAAUCUGCUGAAAUGGGUAUAUUUGAUUCCAUAUUUGUUCGAAUGGGAGCUUCUGAUAAUAUUUUAAGAGGGGAGUCUACAUUCAUGACAGAAAUGUUAGAAUGCAGCAAUAUCAUCAAUAAGAUGACCGACAAAUCGCUUAUUAUACUUGAUGAAAUAGGAAGAGGCACUGGAACUCAAGAUGGAAUUGCUUUAGCCGAUUCAAUACUACGGUAUCUUAUUGAAUGUGAUCAAACACCGCUUACAUUGUUUAUCACUCAUUAUCAAAGCUUGCAUUCACUAGAAAGCCAUUACAGUGGUGGUAUUGUUAGGAACUGGCAUAUGGGAUACUUGGAAAUGAAACAAUCAGAUCACGGGUUUCCUGAAAUAAUCUUUUUGUAUACUUUACAGGAAGGCGUAGUCAGCAAUCUGUACGGGUUGAAUGUUGCUAAAUUGGCGGGGUUACCAAUUGAAUUGAUUAAGAGUGCUUUUGAUUAUAGUGAAGAACUAAAAAUAUCAAUAGAAGAAAGAGAUUUUCAAAAUAAGGCCAUUGGGAUGGGCAAACUACUAAAAGACAUAUCAGAUCCUCUGUUUAAAGUGAGUAUGGAUUCAGUGUUGAAACUUUUUACAUAG